This is a messenger RNA of Bipolaris oryzae ATCC 44560, 153 nucleotides long. RefSeq lists its product as uncharacterized. Lineage: Eukaryota; Fungi; Ascomycota; Dothideomycetes; Pleosporales; Pleosporaceae. Gene Ontology annotation, molecular function: endonuclease activity. The annotation marks the transcript as partial. The transcript has a single exon. The record is from RefSeq and is a predicted model, not a curated record.
AUCAUGCAAGAUGGUUCUAGACAAGCAAAACAAGGUAUAAACAUUGCAACUAAUAGUUUUACUUUUAAAGAAUGUACUUUUUUAUGUGAUAUAUUAAAAGAUAAAUAUAAUCUUAAAUGUACUGUUGUAAAAACAGGGUAUCCAGAUCAAUGA